ACUGUUUAGUUCGUCGAGCAUGACCCUCCUUCGAUGCAGGAUCGUGAAAAGCAACGCAAAAGUUACAAUGGCUACAGCAGCUCCUCCAGAGGUAAUUCCGAUCACUAGGAGCUUUGGAGUGUCUGACGAUGAGUUGUCAACAGGCAGCAACCUGGAGUAAUUCUGGUACUUCAGAAAGCCGAACAGUUGCUGAGUCUUGUUCGAGUCUACCGUCAAGCUUCCCAGGACGUCUUCUAUGAAAAAGCAAUUCUGGAGCGCCUGGUCGAAAAAGAACGCCGCACAGGAGCAAGUGGAUUUGCAUUGCUCGAGGCAAUCUUGCAUUGCAGCGCCUGUUCUAUCGGGAGGGUUGAAAGUGUUGGCGAAGUACGAUGCACCUGCGAGUGUUACAAAGUCGGUCUCGUACCUGGAGCUGCAGUUUGCAAGAGAAGACCAUUCUGGCUGGGCACAACUUCCAAGUGCUGAGGUAGUAGAGUUGUUUGCUUCGUUGGUCAGGCACUGACACUGCUUUCCUUUCUCGAGCAGCCCAUAGCUCCCGCAUGGCGCUGGCGGUGGAAAGAACUGACUCGUGCUAUCGAGCUCCCAGCUUCCAUUUGCCAACUCUCGCCUGUAUGAAACCAUGGUCCCAUCAUCGGCAAGCUGGAAAUACCUCAUUGUGGUGUUCCCUGGGAAUAUUUCCCCGGACAGUGGAGAGCCACACGGCUGUUCGUUACCACCAACACGAAGAGGUUACACUGGGCGAGCCAAUUUGUGAUCCGACGAAGCUCCACAACAUCUUCUGGUUUGGCAUCAGUGCGCUCCAUGGGCGAUCAAAGGAACUCCAUACCGGGGUCUCAGAUUCAUCGAAGAGCUGCAAGUUCCCGGAAUUCUGAAUGCCGAUAUAGGCAACGCUUUCGCUUGGAGACCAUGCCACUGUUGAGGUAUACGCUCUCUAUGACAUGAUCCUAGGUGGCAGGAGUGCCACUUCAUUGAUCCAGGUGUAGGCUAGAGGUGUGUCUCUUCAUCAUGUAUAUAUAGCUAUGAUAUAUACGACUA
Selaginella moellendorffii is the source of this 1032-nucleotide messenger RNA. RefSeq lists its product as uncharacterized. NCBI's taxonomy places the organism in Eukaryota, Viridiplantae, Streptophyta, Lycopodiopsida, Selaginellales, Selaginellaceae. The transcript is spliced from 3 exons. The record is from RefSeq and is a predicted model, not a curated record. The coding region runs from base 537 to 869 and encodes 110 amino acids.